CCAUCUUUGACGUGUAACUAGUGGCAGAGCGCGAAUACAAAAUUAGACACUACUGUGGUCGUAAACAGUGUCAUUGUUGGUUAUCACUCUAGAGAUGUGCGAUAACCUCUUACGUAAACGGCGAAGAUAACGUUUAAAGCCGUCGAACUUAUAGUUGCGAUGGCGAAUCCAGAAAUUGUGAUUGUAGGUUCUUGUAUGAUAGAUCUUUGCUGUUACGUGUCACGCUUACCAAGAUCGAGCGAGACACUGGAAGGUUACAAGUUUAAGAAAGGUUUUGGAGGAAAAGGUGCAAAUCAGUGUGUAUCGGCCGCUAGAUUGGGAGCUCGAACAGGACUAGUAGCUCGCUUGGGUGAUGAUGUGUUCGCAAAGGAGUACCUCGAGGAGCUACAGAAUGGUGGGAUUAAUACAAAGCAUGUCACAGUUACGAAAGGUGUCUCCAGUGGAAUGGCCCAGAUAACAGUGGCUGAUAGUGGGGAAAACCAGAUAGUGAUUGUACCUGGAGCUAAUACAUAUCUUGAUGAAAAAGACGUAAAUAACGCCAAGGAAAUGAUUAUAAAUGCUAAGAUUGUCCUUUUCCAAAUGGAGACACCUCUAACGACUACAAUGCAUACUCUUCAGCUCAUGCAAGGAAAUAAGGGAAUUUCCAUCCUGAAUGUAGCACCAGCCAGUUCCAGCCUUCCUCCAGAGAUUUACGACCUUGUUGACAUAUUGUGUGUCAAUGAAGUUGAGGCUGAAACAAUAUCAGGCCAUUCUGCAUCAUCCGUCAGUGAAGCAAUUCUGGUAGCAAAAGAUCUGCAACAGAGGUCCAAAUCUGGCCGAUGUUCCAUCGUCCUGACACUGGGUGAAUUUGGAGCAGUAGUCGCAGAAGCUGGAGGAAAGGAUGCAAUCCAUAUACCAGUUCCACAGCAUAAGAGUACUUUUGGUGCUGCACCAGUUGUUGAUUCAACAGGUGCCGGAGAUUCAUUCUUGGGUGCACUGGCAUUCUUCCUCGCACGCUGCCCAAAGUUGUUGUUAACUGAGAUGGUCAGCAGGGCAUGUGCUGUGGCAUCCAUCAGUGUACGAGCAGAAGGAACACAGACUAGUUUCCCUUAUGCACAUCAACUACCACCUGAAAUAUUAAUGAAUUGCUGAUAUUGUACAUAAUAUUUGUGAACUGGGUGCAUUAUUUCAUUACACUGCUUUUGGAAGACUGUCAGUAUUGUUAAGUUGAACACAGGGUGCUUUGUUAAUUUCUGUACUUAGAAGCCAACAGAAGUAAAACUUUAGUGGAUAAAAACUUUUGGAUAAUGUGAUAUCAAUAGCUGAGUUGUAAGGGAUAAAUGAUACUAACACAUGUUACAAUUUCAUAAUGUAAAAUUGUGCAACAAUAAUAAUAUCAGAUGGUAUGCAGGA
Molecule: messenger RNA, 1392 nt
Organism: Schistocerca americana (American grasshopper)
Lineage: Eukaryota; Metazoa; Arthropoda; Insecta; Orthoptera; Acrididae
Product: ribokinase-like
Exons: 7
Coding region: 160-1131 (323 amino acids)
Biological process (GO): D-ribose metabolic process
Molecular function (GO): ribokinase activity
Source: RefSeq, a predicted model, not a curated record